This is a messenger RNA of Microthlaspi erraticum, 663 nucleotides long. The record is from the annotation of a GenBank genome assembly. Lineage: Eukaryota; Viridiplantae; Streptophyta; Magnoliopsida; Brassicales; Brassicaceae.
AUGGCUAGUUACAAAGCCGACGAAGAAUACGAUUACCUGUUCAAGCUCGUCUUGAUCGGCGACUCCGGUGUCGGCAAAUCGAAUCUGCUCUCCAGAUUCACCAAGAACGAGUUCAAUCUCGAGUCCAAGUCCACUAUUGGUGUUGAGUUCGCCACCAAGACACUCAAAGUCCAAUCCAAAGUCGUCAAAGCUCAGAUUUGGGAUACCGCUGGUCAAGAGAGGUACCGAGCAAUCACAAGCGCUUACUACAGAGGAGCUGUUGGUGCUUUACUCGUCUACGACGUGACAAGGCACACGACCUUUGAGAACGCAGCAAGAUGGCUAAAGGAGCUAAGGGGGCACACGGACCCGAACAUUGUGGUGAUGCUUAUAGGGAACAAGUGCGAUUUGCGCCACUUGGUGGCAGUCAAAACAGAGGAUGCUAAAGCCUUUGCUGAGAGAGAGUCUCUCUAUUUCAUGGAGACGUCAGCGCUAGAUGCAACCAAUGUUGAGAACGCGUUCACGGAAGUGCUCAAUCAGAUUCACAAGAUAGUGAGCAAAAGAAGCGUGGAUGGAUCGAACACAGAAGGAGGAACUUCGACUGAGUUACCAAAGAAAGGAGAGACGAUUAACGUUAAAGACGACGGAUCGGUUCUUAAGAGAAUGGGUUGCUGCUCUAACUAG